AUGGCAUUAUCAAAAAUGAACAUUCCUCCCAGAGCCCAACAUUUUUUAGAAUGUGACAUUGAAGAAUGUGAAAGAAACUGUGAAUUCUAUUGUAACAAUUGCCACUUAAGAUUAUGCAAACAAUGCGAAGGUGAACAUCUGAAAAAUCUAAAAAAUAAAACUCAUGAGGUUGUCGGUUACCAGCAACGCAAAAGACAACUUCCUAUGGAGAGAUGUGAGAUCCAUCCCACUAAAAAUAUGGACAUGCUCUGUGAAGAAUGUCAAGUUCCAGUAUGUUCCAAAUGUGUCACACAAAGAGAACAUCGGGGACAUUUAUUUACUGAUCUGGAGAUAAUUUAUUCGGAAAAAUACGCAGUCUUUCAAGAAGAAAUAUCUAAAAUCCAUGAGUACUUCCUCCCUACAUCAGAAAAUUUAAAGAAAGAAAUUAAAAUAGAUUCAUCAAAAAUCAAACACAUUUUGGACGACCUCAGAACAUCCAUGAAGACUGAAGGUGAGUCCCUGAAAAGUAUGGUGGAUACAGUGGUAUCUGAGAAUAUGAAGCAAAUAGACCAGAUAGAGCAUUCACUGUUCGAAGCUCUAAACACCCAAGACGAAACCAUGGAUGAUUACAUUUCUUAUCUUAUAAACCUUGUCAAAGAGCUUCGCAGUAGCUUAUCCUCUACAGAACCCCAAAAAUUAAUGUCGGAGAAGAAACCAAAGAUCCAAUCCAUACCAGAGACAACAAAACCAGUCACACCCGUAUUUACUGCUGGUCAAUACAGCAAAGGCGAUGUUGCCAAAAUGCUAGGUAAAAUAUAUAUUCCCAAAACCAAAACAGAAAAUAGAGAAAAAAGGCCCAUUGAAAGUGUCUUCAAUGUAAGAAUGAAACUUACACAUAGACAGAUGAAUAAAGACGAAGAGAAAAUUGACAACAUACAAACAUUUUCACUAUCUGCCUCUGUCACCAAAAUCAGAGAGUUUAAUGUACCAGGUGUUGAUAAUGUACGGCAUAUUUCACUGGAUCAUUCCGAAAAACUCUGGUUCAGUGACGAGUAUGGUAAUCUUGUCCAAACAGAUCUGCAGGGGAAUGAGAUACAGAAGAUAAAAACCAGUAGUGAGCACGAUGGUUACCACACAGUGACAUGGGAGGGGGAUCUACUCUUUACAGACCAAAGCAAUGAAGUCAUCAAUAGGAUAACACAGGAUAAUAAUAUAUGUGAAUUCAUUGACACUGGAGACUGGAAACCAAUCAGUAUACACUCCUCUCAUAUCAAUGGGGACUUACUGGUAGGGAUGAGGGCAGGUAGAGAGGGUAAAGUCACCAGGUUCAACAAGACAGGAAAAGAAUUACAAAACAUACAGUGGGAUGAUAAAGGACAGAAACUGUACGGGGCACUUCACUUCAUCACAGAAAACGUCAAUGGAGAUAUCUGUGCAUCAAAUCGCAGUAGGUCAGUAGUGGUAGUGAAUAAAUCAGGAAAACACAGGUUCUCCUACACAGGUCAGGAAUCAACGUUUAGUCCAAGGGGAAUCUGUACUGAUGUCCUCGGACAUAUUUUGGUGGUUGAUAGAUAUAAUAAAAGUAAUACAAUCCACCUACUUGAUGAGGACGGUCAUUUCUUGACUCAUAUACUCGCACAACAACAAUAUUCUGUGUGUCCCCGUAGUGUGUGUGUGGAUGAUGAAAACAAUCUUUACGUGGGACAUCUAGGCAACACAGUGAGAGUGUACAAGUAUCUGCAGUAA
Saccostrea cuccullata (small rock oyster) is the source of this 1725-nucleotide messenger RNA. RefSeq lists its product as uncharacterized. The record is from RefSeq and is a predicted model, not a curated record. Gene Ontology annotation, molecular function: zinc ion binding. NCBI's taxonomy places the organism in Eukaryota, Metazoa, Mollusca, Bivalvia, Ostreida, Ostreidae. Bases 1 to 1725 code for a protein of 574 amino acids. The transcript has a single exon.